This is a messenger RNA of Clunio marinus, 204 nucleotides long. Lineage: Eukaryota; Metazoa; Arthropoda; Insecta; Diptera; Chironomidae. The record is from the annotation of a GenBank genome assembly.
AUGAAAGAUAACAAUUUAGAAAUAACAGAAGGUGACAUAACAGAAUGUACAAAUGUCCCAACUUUGUUGAAAAAGAUUUGCUUUCAUCCCAGACAAGUUUCAGAGAAUUUAAUGAUGAGACGAAGUUUAGCUAAGAUUACCAAUUUGAUUUGCAACCCUCGGAAACAAUUACAAGACCUGGCGGAUGUUUUAAGAAAAAUUUAA